AUGGAAGCCACGCUUAUACCCAACCCGAAGGACUCCAACGCUACCAUUUUGUUGAUGGGACUCCGUCGAGGCGGAAAGUCGUCCAUAUGUAAGGUUGUGUUCCACAAUAUGCAACCGUUGGACACGUUAUACUUGGAGCUGACAUCCAAACCAACGACGGAGCAGUUUUCGUCGCUUAUCGACUUGUCUGUGAUGGAACUCCCCGGCCAGUUGAACUACUUUGAGCCCAAUGUAGACUCCGAGAGAUUGUUUUCCUCGGUAGGGGCGUUGGUUUACGUGAUCGACUCGCAAGACGAGUACUUGAAUGCGUUGACCAAUUUGUCGAUGAUUAUCGAAUUUGCAUACCUGGUGAACCCGAAGAUUCACAUCGAGGUGUUGAUACAUAAGAUCGAUGGGCUCCUGGAAGACUACCGGAUGGAUGCCCAGAGAGAUAUCAUGCAGAGAACAGGGGACGAGCUCUUGGACUUGGGUUUGGAAGGCGUACAGGUGAGCUUCUACUUGACGUCUAUCUUCGACCACUCCAUCUACGAGGCGUUCUCCCGUAUCGUACAGAAAUUGAUCCCAGAGUUGCCCCUGUUGGAGAACAUGUUGGAUAACUUGGUACAGCACUCUCUGAUUGAUAAGGUGUUCCUUUUCGACGCCAACCUGAAAAUCUACGUAGCCACGGACUCCUCGCCUGUAGAUAUCCAGACCUAUGAAGUUUGUGCCGAGUUUAUCGAUAUAACGAUCGACUUGGAGGACUUGUACGUGGACGAUGUGAAUGAGUCUACUUACGGCGGUGGCCAGAGCAAUAACAACAGAAGCGGCGGUAAGGACCUCAAAUCUGUGUCCCACUUGUCAAACGGAUCUAGUUUAUAUCUCAAGCAGAUGAUAAGAGGAUUGGCGCUCGUUGCAUUGAUUAGAAAUGACGAAGUCAACAACCUCUCGUUGGACUCAACUUUGGCCAUCAUUGACUAUAAUGUGAACCAUUUUAAGAAAUCGUUAAUGAAGAUGUGGGAAAACUCGAGGUUGGUCUACGAUCAAGACGGACAAGUAGGCGAGUGA
Molecule: messenger RNA, 1044 nt
Organism: Dujonia railenensis
Lineage: Eukaryota; Fungi; Ascomycota; Pichiomycetes; Serinales; Debaryomycetaceae
Source: the annotation of a GenBank genome assembly